AACACUGCUGCGUGUACUUUAAAUGUUGAGAGGGAGAUCGUUAAGGCCCAAGGAAACGUCCAAGGGAUACUUGCCCGUGCCUGCUACGUUCAACAACUUCGUGAAGUUCAAGAAAUCCAAAUGGUCUCUUUGGAUAACCACUUUGGUGGUGAUUUUCUUAUGGUUUAAUCCACUUGGAAUUCCCAUGAAUUUCAUGCAAAAAAAAUACCACAGGCGGUAUCCAGCUCCACAUCCGUUCACAAGCCCUAACAUGGUUACAACGUCGUCGAAGUACAUCUUUCCUCCAGUCGAGCACGCCCAGUUGUUGCAAGAAUUAGGUAGAAAGAAGUUGGUUGAGGAAUCAAGGGUCAGAAGCGCCGACCAUCCUGAAAUCGACGUCAGUAUCAUUAGGUCGUUGAAUAAGUAUGAUGACCCAAACCCCUCUGUUCAGCUUGCCAAAGAAAAGGAAGAAAAUGCAGUUCUGGGGCUUUCUGCCGCCAGAAAUACCUUUAAGAAUGGUGACAAGAUUGUUUACAAGCCCAAAUCGAUGAAAAAUUAUCCCGAAAUCAUCGUCGUGACCGCCAUCGAUUUUGAAAAGUACUCAUUGGCAGGCUUGACAUCCAUUGUGCAAAAUAGAAUCGACUACGCCCACCAAAAUAACUACGGGGUGUAUGUGCGGUGGUAUCAGGAAUUCUUACCCAGAAUCAACUCUUUCGCUAACUUUGAUAACGAAGACAAAAGAAAGUGGAUCCGGACCUUUUGUGUACGGGCUGCCAUGUUUGCGUUCCCUCACGCCAAGUGGAUCUGGUAUUUGGACGAAGACGGGUUAAUUAUGGACUUGAAUAUCAACUUGUGGGACUACGUAUUGAAGGAAGAGUCCUUAUCCCCAAUAAUGAUACGAGAACAGCCCAUUAACCCACAGAACGGAAUCAUCAAAACAUACAAGACGUCCAAGGCUUCUCACGUUCGGUUAAUUGUAACACAAUCAGACCAAAAGGUUGAAACAGAAUCGUUUUUGUUGAAGAACGAUGAGGUGGGAAGGUCGAUUCUCGAGUUCUGGUCGUCAGACUUGUUUUUUGACUAUCCUAACUUCCCCUACGGACCCGACUCAGCCUUGACACAUAUCUUGCAAUGGCAUCCGUAUUGCUUGAGUAGAUCUGCUAUCAUUCCUGCCAAAACCAUAGCUGCCAGAGACCCGCGUGCUGUUGGCUUUAGAGGAGACCACUUGACCUACGCCAAAGGUGACUUUGUCGUGACAUGGUCAGGAUGCAAAGGCGAAAACUGUGAAAAGCUUCUAAACUCAUAUGUUAAUCCGGAAUAGAUUCUAUAGAUUUUGGCUUGUAUAUUAUUGCACAAAUAUUUCAAUAUUUCAAAAGUUGUCAAUCGUCAACUGCUGGAAUUUUUCACGAAUGUGGGGAUCAAUAGAUAGACAAGGGAGUUUGUCAUAAGUCAUACUAUUAGUUUUGGGCGUUGGUCGACUGCCAGCCCGAAGUGCCUUGAUGAUGUUCCAAUAGACGAUAUGGUUUUCCAUGAUCUUUGGGCAUUUGUCUUGGUUGACAGUGGGGAUGAUUUGAUCGAUGUUAAGGAAUAAUACAAAGUAAGUGAGCUCUCGGUAUGAAGAGUGUUCACUGUAGGGGAAGGAGUAAAUACGAAGGUCGUUUCGCUUUGAUUGGCCCUUAUUGAAUGCCUUUUUAGCAUCUAUAGGGAUUUGAUAGGAAAAUGGAGUAUCGUUGAAGCAGGUUUCACAUAUUUGCGAUAAGCCAUUGUUUAGGUUUUCAGCAGAAGUAUUGAUUGGAUCGGUUGAUUCAAACUGUUCGAAACGAAAUCCCGUCAGUUCGUCAUAGGCAUGCAGCCAUCCGGUAGGUCGCAAUGCAAUACACCUCUCAAAGUGUUCAUGAUACUUGUUGUGUUUGAAGUAGUUCGAAACGUUUUCUAAAGCCUCCACAACCUCCAUUGAAACAAGAUGAAUAAUGCAGUCAGAACUAUCGUCUCCUAGGUCGUUCUUAAUGAUGUGAUCUUUGAAAUACUCUAUCUCACAGGCAUCCACAACUUCUGCAUGAUUGCCUCGGCUUUUAGCGUUGGAAACGUAUAUGGGACAGUUUAUCUUCUUCAGAAUGGCGAUUGCUAACCUUUCCUUACCAAUAAUAUACUUUCCCACC
Messenger RNA from Yamadazyma tenuis ATCC 10573, 2138 nucleotides. The record is from RefSeq and is a predicted model, not a curated record. Lineage: Eukaryota; Fungi; Ascomycota; Pichiomycetes; Serinales; Debaryomycetaceae.